AUGGCGACCUUGGCCAGCACCCGGAUGGCCAACGACCACCCGUCGCUUCAUCACACUCGGUCCAGCUACGGCCCAUGGACGGGCCCCACUGGCACCAGGGCCACUGCCACUGGUGAAACGCCUGUUCCCGACACCCUCGACUCUCUGACCCCCAAGCGCUCCUCCUUAUUGCACCGGUCGCACCAGUCCCGACGAUCCGUUCCAAGCUUUCACAUCCCCAGCCUCCAGAAUCUCACAGCUGCGGCUUCAGCUUCGACCCCGGCUUCAACUUCGAAAACAUCCGCAAACCGCAAUUCGGCACCAGAAGUCGCAUUCUCGCCCAACGUCUCAUCGGGUCCCAAUGCCGGGAAACCUCAGCAAUACCCUCUCUCCCCUGUACUUCGCCCUGAUGUGAAAAGCACCAUGCCAUCGAGCGUGGCAUAUUCCGAAACGAGAACCCUGGCGAGCGAUCAUGGUCGCGCCGUAAACGGUGCUUAUCGAUUGGGGUCCCACACCAACAACACCCCGGAGAUGGACGAUGGGCGCCCCAAGAACGAAGAUGUCUUCUUGAACAUUGCAAGGACGGAUUCAGGUCGCCGCGACUCCCUUGGUCGUUCGGAUUUUAGACGGGUGAGUAGCCUUUCUAGGCGCAGAGGGGGAUAUGCUUCAUCCUCCAUGGAUCAUCGCACCGUUGCAACUCCUUCUCUCGCGGCUCGGAAGAUAACUGACACAAGAGGGGAGAGUAAUCAGUCGCGACUUGGAUAUUCUACACAAAGCCUUCGGUCGCCAACCACGCGUGCCGAGCCAGAACAAACCCCUUCCCCCGACCAGCGCUUUAGCAAUGUCGACAGCCCCUUGCUUUCACAGAAGGGUUCACCCACCACCCACACCGGCUCAGUCAACCACUCCCCAUCCGCUUCUGCCCACCCUCUCGACGACCCAGCUCGCUUCCGCUACUCGAGUCUAACCAGCGGCUCACGAUCGGUCAUUGGCGCCCCGCGGAGCAGACUUAGUCGAACGAGUCCAGAGACCUCCCCACGUUCACCCCCAGUCAGCGGCGAGCGACGGUCAUCUAUCCACGAGCCGCGCCUACGACAAUCCACUCUAUCUACGAUUCGCAGUAGCCGCCAACCGUCCUCUUCCGAGGUAACAGAGCGUGCACGAGGAGAUACGGACAAGGCGCGCGACGGGACUGAAUCCACUCUGUCAACCAACGCCCCUUCUACUGUCUGGGACGAACUAGACGACCUCAAGUCUCGAAUCCGCAAGCUGGAGCUAACCGGCAAACUGCCGCCAUCCUCCCAAGAAGCGAUUUCCGGCGCAGCUCAGGAACGACCACGAACUGCCGCAACUACCGUGACUGCAUUGUCGACUUCGCCGAGGCACCACCGCAAAGUCAGCACGCCCUCGGCAGAUGCUGACUAUGCGGCACAGAGCCAAGUUCACCCUCUGUUGCAGUCGGCAUUGGCGAAGGCCAAAGAUGUUCUGACGAGUGACGUGUACACGGCGCUAGAAGCGACGAUCAAAGAUGCCUUGACGCUCUCCACCAUGUUGGGCGUCAAUACAGCUCCGUCGGGCUCAGUCUCCGUCGUGAAUGGAGGGUACAGUUCGUCCGAGAGACACGCCCGCCGCAAAGCGGACAGCGUGUGUCGCAGCCUAACUGAGCUGUGUCUGGCUCUUACAGAUAAGCAGCUGCAGAGAAAUCGAUCGGCUUCGACGAACCACGCUCCGGGGGCACAACCUCCGCGGGCGAAUGGCGUUGAGAGUGAGUCCUUGGUGCCGGGACCAUCCUAUCAACGGGCUUCCAGUCACGAACCGGAGGGUCUGGAGCGGCGUCCAAGCACAAGCAGCCGCAUGUCCAGUCGCCUAGAAUCACGCAGACUGUCGUUGAUUAACCCCACAACAGCAACUACUGCAGAUACGAAACUAUCUCAAUCGCCGAGCGUGGCUCCUCCACCAAGUCGUCUGCAUCGCAUGUCGGCUUCUCUCCGCAGUCGCCGGCCACCAACCGAUGAAGAGACUCCGGAGACAGCGACCCCGCUAAAUCGGUCCCUGUCCAGGGCCAUGACAGAAGUGGGGACACCGAGCCCAGCGCAGAGUGUAUCACCGCGACAGCGUCUCUCUCAUGAUCGCUCAGUAUCUCGCUCAAUCCCGAGCGUUCAGCAGCAGGAACAACAUGAUCAGGGGUUGGGUGUCUCUCCCCGUACCUCACAGUAUCAGCAGCUCCCCGCCCCCUCGCAAACACCACAAGCUCAACCUCGAACCCCGACCUCCUUAUCUCAAUCAAGUAUCCCAUUCCGCCGCAGUUACAUGGCACCGGCUGUCUACCCCCCUGCAACAUCCCGCUCCAACAUUCAGGCUGGAUCUCGCCGAUAUGGCCUCUCGCCCAGUUUCUCUAGCACCACACCGGGCUCUGUGGCCGAAGAAAGCCCUCGACCCUCUCAGCUAGAUGCGCCCCAAACCCGCAUCAGCGUGCCCUCAGGCAAAUCCGCUACCAGCUACACCCCUAUUCAGCAACCUCGUCUCCGGACCAACAGCUUAGGCACACGGAGAUUCGGCCUAAGACGCCGCUCCGCCGCCGCACCUGACGACACCUUCAACUUUGACGACAGCAUCGACUAA
Molecule: messenger RNA, 2601 nt
Organism: Penicillium subrubescens
Lineage: Eukaryota; Fungi; Ascomycota; Eurotiomycetes; Eurotiales; Aspergillaceae
Product: putative LPXTG-motif cell wall anchor domain protein
Exons: 1
Coding region: 1-2601 (866 amino acids)
Source: RefSeq, a predicted model, not a curated record